AUGGCGGAGGCCAUUGCCAUAUCACUCUCUGGUAAACUCGCCGUGGCACUGUCGCGCAGCGCCGCCCUUGGCAUCUCACGCCUCAUCGGCGUCCGCUCCGACAUUGCCGCUGCUAAAGGGGACCUCGACCUCCUCCGCACCUUCCUUCGUUUCGCAGACUCCCGCCGCGGCAGCACCGGCACGGAGGACGAACUCGUGGCUGAGUGGGUAAGGCAGGUCCGCGAUGCCGCCUUCGAGUUAGAGGACGUGGCUGACGAGUGCUCCUUCCUCUCCGUCCACCGCCGCUUCGCCAAGGACUUGAUCAACAUCAAGGCCUGGCUCGCUGUGUCGAGGCGGUUGCGCAAGGCUCGGGAGAGGCUCUCCCACCUGUCGGCAAUCAAGGGGCAGUACGGCAUCCACCCCGCCGACGCCGUCGACCCCGCCAUCGUUAGCGGGACGGCAGCGGCGUUGGCGGUGAGUGCUCACUUCUUGGAGAAAGAGGAGAUAGUCGGUUUCGCUGCGCACGAGAAGCAACUCCUGGAGUGGGUGGUCGAGGACGCGGAGCCACGUCGGACGCUGGUCGCCGUCUGUGGGAUGGGCGGCGUCGGCAAGACCACCCUCGUCACCCGCGUGUACAGGGAGGCGGCGGCGACGAGCCACUUCGAUUGCGCCGCGUGGGUGGCCGUCUCUGGAGGCGUCACGCGGGACGACGUCCUCUGGAAGAUCCUCAAAGAGCUGCACCUGCAGUGCGACCGCGAUGAUGAUGACUACCGGUCGCUCGUGGCGGCUGUAAGGAGGCAUCUUGGGAAGAGGAGGUAUCUGAUCGUGCUCAACGACGUCUGGGACGCGCACCUGUGGGACACGCUCCUCCGUCAUGCGUUCCUCGACGACGCGACCGGUAGCCGCGUGGUCAUCACCACCCGCAGCAGAGACGUGGCUAUGGCCGCGGUGCCCGAGAGGAUCAUGACGCUGCAGCCACUGCCGUGGCACGAGGCGUGGACGCUCUUCUGCAACGUCGCCUUUAGGUCCUGGUCCAGGGAGAGGGAGGAGGCGGCGUCCGACACCGACGGCAGAAGGACGUGCCCGAGCCACCUGAAGGAGCUCGCUAGCAGCUUGCUAGAUCGAUGCGGUGGCUUGCCGCUGGCGAUCGUGUCCAUCGCCAAUCUCCUCGCGCUGAAAGAGAGGACAGUGUUCGCCUGGAAGAACGUCCACGACAGCCUCGUGUGGGACAAGAGCAGCAGCGACCUUGGGAUAGGGGAGGCCGCAAGCAUACUUAACCUCAGCAUCGAUGACCUGCCGCACCACCUCAAGAGAUGCUUCCUGAGCUGCAGCAUAUACACCGAGGACUUCUUGAUCAAGAGGAAGAUACUGAUAAGGGACUGGGUCGCGCAGGGCUUCAUCCAAGAGGAACAACAUGGCUCUGCAGCCACACGUACAGUGGAGGAUGUCGCAGAUGAUUAUUUGGACCAGCUAGUACACCGCAGCCUCAUCCAAGUUACUGAAACCAACGAAUUUGGCCGUGCCAAACGGUGCCUUAUUCACGACCUCAUCAGGGAUCUGAUUAUCCAAAGGUCAAGAGGAGAAGGCUUCUUUCAGUUUACCAAGCGCAAGAUAACAAUGGACUGCAGCGUCAGAAUCCGUCAUCUUUCAGUUGACCGAUGCGAACUGGAUUGCGAAUCGCUUCCAAGGCAGGUGCAGGCUUCUCUUCGCUCCUUCCACGCAUUUGGGUCAGAAUUCGGUGCUCUGUUCCUAUCCCGAUUUAGGCUGAUAACUGUUCUCAACCUCUGGUUCGUUGAGAUGAACAAGUUGCCCAACACGAAGCUGCAAACAUUGGACGCCAAGUUAUCCAUGGUGCAAAGGUUACCAGACAGCACAGCCAAACUAAAGAGCAUGCGCCACCUGAUACUUUUGAGGCGUCCAACUGCUGACUUAUUUGGGCCCCCGUUUCCCGGCAAAGCAGUUGGAGCUCCUAAAGGGCUAGAAAACCUGACCAGCCUGCAGACACUCAAGUAUGUUGUAGCUGACAAGAAGAUGGUUGGUUCCUUAGCAAGACUGGAACAGAUAAGGAGCCUAGAGCUAUCUGGAGUAGAUGCGAGCCUUACUUCUGAAUUGUCAUCGUCAAUCUCCAGAAUGAGCUGUCUUGUGCGCUUGGGUUUGGAAACCGAGCCGACAGCGACAGAAGAUGCAGUACUUGACUUGGACUCAAUUACUCCACCACCACUUAAGCUACAAAAACUCGCAUUGACUGGCAGGUUAGCAAGAGGGAGGCUGCCAUCAUGGACAUGCUCUUUGACUAGCCUCGUGCAACUACGGCUGUGCCGUUGCGCUAUUGCGCAAGAUUCAUUCUUUCUCCUCGCAGCGCUUCCAGGGCUUGUAAAUCUUAGCCUUAUCGACACAUACCAUGACAAGGUCAUGACCUUUGUGGGAGGUAGUUUUCCUGCACUGAAAAGACUCACCUUGCAGGACUUGGCUAACCUUAGUCGUAUAGAGUUUCAGCAAGGUUGCCUACUAAAGCUACGUGACCUGGAACUUGACCACUGCACCGAGCUGACUGAGGCACCUGUAGGCAUGAAGAACCUCAACCAUCGUCUGAACUCGGAAGUUUUUGGCAUGCCAACAGAGUUUGCAGAUAAGUUGAAGGAACACAGUCAUGAUUCUGAUAUUACAAAUUCAGAAGUCGAUCGUCGGACACAUGUGUCUUACUCUUUGAGGUACUCGAGAUGGGUUGGAAGAAACAAGUGA
Miscanthus lutarioriparius is the source of this 2721-nucleotide messenger RNA. Lineage: Eukaryota; Viridiplantae; Streptophyta; Magnoliopsida; Poales; Poaceae. The record is from the annotation of a GenBank genome assembly.